Molecule: messenger RNA, 1033 nt
Organism: Argentina anserina (silverweed cinquefoil)
Lineage: Eukaryota; Viridiplantae; Streptophyta; Magnoliopsida; Rosales; Rosaceae
Exons: 3
Coding region: 13-771 (252 amino acids)
Cellular component (GO): chloroplast
Molecular function (GO): RNA binding
Source: RefSeq, a predicted model, not a curated record
GCAGCAAUAGAAAUGGCGGCAGUAGCAGCAGCAGCAGCACUAGGAGUCCCAACCCGGCUCCACCGUCUCCUCCACCACACACCACCACCCUCUUUCCUCAUUCCCACCACCGCCAUACCCCAACGUUGUCUUCCUUUCAUCCCCUCACGCCUCUUGUGCUACUCUCUUCCUUCCACCAAAGCCUCUUUGCAGCCCACCCAACACCUCGAUGAGAAUGCCCAGAUGGUCUUCGACUCUGAAAACGAGGAUGAGGCUGGGAAACUGGAUACCAACGACGCAGCCCGAUUGAAUUUAGACCCGGGCACAGUUCUCAAGAGAACCCGGGUCGACCCGGUCGACCUCCCGACGCUUACAGUGAGGGAGAAGAAGGAGUUGGCUUCGUAUGCCAACAGUUUGGGGAGGAAGCUCAAGUCCCAGUUGGUGGGAAAGUCUGGUGUUACGCCCAAUGUUGCUGCUUCUUUUGUUGAGAAUCUUGAAUCUAAUGAGCUUCUAAAGGUUAAGAUACAUGGGACAUGUCCAGCGGAGCUUGAUGAUACGGUGAAGCAAUUGGAGGCAGCAACUGGUUCAGUUGUUGUCGGCCAGAUCGGUAGAACAGUUAUCCUUUACAGGCCAAGUCUCACCAAGCUGAAAGCAGAGGAGAAAAAAGAGCAGAUGCGGAAGAUAUUUUUAAAGCGAAAGCAGAGAUAUUCAAGACCAACAUCUAUGGAAUUCCAGAAAAAGGGUAGACCGAGGAUGUUGGUUCGUGAUAGCCGUGGAAGACCCAAGGUCUAGUUUCUGUCAAAUUAUGGUAAUGGAACUCUGGGCGUGGGUGUAUGUAGCUGACAGCUGAAAUGUGGCCAAAAUCAACACCUUCGACAAUAUAGGAUGUAAGUUCAGGAGUUGAGUAUCUUUGGGAGGUGCGUGAAUUUUGAUGUUGAUGCUUGUAUUAAGCAUGUUUGGAGUUGCAAGGACGAAUAUGCAUAUGCCAUUUUACUUCAUGUUCUUUGCCAUUGCAUCUGAAAAUCAAAAAUUUGCUCCCAUAGUGUUACUUAUU